AUGAUUGCAGAAAGUUUAAAUAAAUCAUCGGCAAGUAACUCAAUUAUUAGAGCAUCCAAUAAUGGCGCAAAUAAUAACAGUAGCACUAGUAAUGAAAGUUAUCAUUCAAUCCACAGUAAAAAAGAUGAAGAUUCAAAGGAUAUUACUUUUCUUGUUAGUGACAACCCAGAUUCAGUUAAGGAAAAAAGUAAUGUUUCCAAUACAUCAUCAAUUAUUUCCGCAUCAAAUAUGAACAAACAUUUAGCUCCAGCAAUGGCAAGACCAAGAGGUAGAUCAAUUUCUGAUUCAUUAUUUAACUCUCCAAGUAAUAAAGAAUCUCUAAAUGAUAUUCAAAAAGCAAUUGAAAAUGAAAAGAUGAAAAAAAAUAAAUUUGAAGAAUUAAAAUCCAUUUUGGGCGAUAGGGAAGAUAUUAUUGAUAUUGCAGAUAUCCAAUUUAUUCAAAAGGUUGGAGAAGGGGCUUUUAGUGAGGUAUGGGAAGGAUGGUGGAACAAUAUUCAUGUAGCAAUCAAAAAGUUAAAAAUUAUUGGGGAUGAAGAGCAGUUUAAAGAAAGAUUUAUUAGAGAGGUCCAAAAUUUAAAGAAUGGCAACCAUCAGAAUAUUGUAAUGUUUAUUGGUGCAUGUUAUAAACCAGCUUGUAUAAUAACAGAGUAUAUGAGUGGGGGUAGUCUUUAUAGUAUUUUACAUAAUCCAAAUACACCAAAGGUUAAAUACUCUUUUCCAUUGGUUUUAAAGAUGGCUACAGAUAUGGCAUUGGGACUUUUACACCUCCACUCAAUUCAAAUUGUCCACAGAGAUUUAACUAGCCAGAAUAUCCUUUUGGACGAAUUUGGAAAUAUAAAAAUAUCCGACUUUGGUCUUAGUCGUGAAAAGAGUCGUGAAGGUUCAAUGACAAUGACUAAUGGCGGCAUUUGUAAUCCAAGAUGGAGACCUCCAGAAAUUACUAAAAAUCUUGGCCAUUAUAGCGAAAAGGUUGAUGUCUAUUGCUUCUCUUUGGUAGUGUGGGAAAUUUUAACUGGUGAAAUUCCAUUCUCUGAAUUGGAUGGUUCACAAGCCUCUGCUCAAGUAGCCUAUGCAGGUUUAAGACCACCCAUUCCAGAAUUUUGUGACCCAGAAUUAAGAACCCUUCUUCAAUCGUGUUGGGAAGCAGAUCCAAAUGACAGACCAAACUUUAGCUAUGUGGUUUCAAAACUUAAAGAUAUUGCUUGGAAUAACCCAAUUGGUUUUGUUUCAGAUUCUUAUUAUCAAUUAAGUGAACCAUGCACCCCACGUACAAAUUUAGUUCAUAGUAACCAAUCUUCAAACUCUAGCCAAUCAAAUAAUUCUUUAUCUCCAACCAAAUUAUAAAAUCAAAGUGACUUGAAAAAAAAAACAUCAAAAAAAAAAAAAAA
Messenger RNA from Dictyostelium purpureum, 1388 nucleotides. RefSeq lists its product as uncharacterized. Gene Ontology annotation, biological process: protein phosphorylation. The transcript is spliced from 2 exons. Lineage: Eukaryota; Evosea; Eumycetozoa; Dictyosteliales; Dictyosteliaceae. Bases 1 to 1344 code for a protein of 447 amino acids. The record is from RefSeq and is a predicted model, not a curated record. Gene Ontology annotation, molecular function: ATP binding; protein kinase activity.